AUGCAGUCUUUAAGUGCGAGCAUCCGAUUGGUCCAAAGGCAAAGAAUCGACAGCUCAAAAAUUGCUCAUUUCAGAUCAGUUGGAGCUUACCCAUUAAGCAGUGGUUCUGGGUUCAGCUCGUUGGCUUCGGAUGGCUCGGCCUCUGCCAAGAUAUUUGAGAGUUCAUUGGGGUUUGGGUCUUCCAAAGGUUCAUUAUUUCAGUCUCUCUCCAAGUUCCCUUAUCGAUCUUCGGCCUCAUUCACUACAAGGGGCUUUCAAACUGAGACAUCAACGUCCUCGAGUAAGUCCAUGUUAUUCAAGAGUCCUCGACCAGGCUUACUUCCACGGGAGACAGUUUCACCUCCUUUCCCCAGCAGGUGCAUUACAACAGGGGUAAAUCCUGUUGAAUCGGCUACUCAAGAUUCAACGAUGUCUGGAUCUGACGUAGCUCCCCGCAUCAAAUUCAAGAGGCUUGAUAAAACUGCCAAGCACAUAAUGCAGAUUCUAGACAAGGAAGCUCUAGAGGAAGUGAAGGUGCAGAGAGAAAUACCGGAAAUAAGGCCUGGUUAUAUUGUGCAACUCAGAGUGGAAGUACCCGACAAUAAGCGACGUGUUUCAAUCUUGAAAGGCACUGUGAUAGCAAGACGCAAUGCUGGUCUGAACACUACAAUUAGAAUCAGGAGGCUCGUGUCUGGGGUUGGGGUUGAAUCUCUCCUUCCACUGUAUUCCCCUAACAUAAAGGAGAUAAAGGUGCUGGACAAGAAGAGAGUGCGGAGGGCCAAGCUGUACUAUAUCAGGGACAAAAUGAAUGCACUUAAGAAGUAA
Prunus armeniaca (apricot) is the source of this 804-nucleotide messenger RNA. The record is from the annotation of a GenBank genome assembly. Lineage: Eukaryota; Viridiplantae; Streptophyta; Magnoliopsida; Rosales; Rosaceae.